Messenger RNA from Pungitius pungitius (ninespine stickleback), 4715 nucleotides. RefSeq lists its product as uncharacterized. NCBI's taxonomy places the organism in Eukaryota, Metazoa, Chordata, Actinopteri, Perciformes, Gasterosteidae. The record is from RefSeq and is a predicted model, not a curated record. The transcript has 10 exons. Bases 2280 to 3938 code for a protein of 552 amino acids.
GUUCAACCGGUUCUAACAGUUCUUUGAUUGUCUUAUCCUGCAAAUGGGUGGAAGCAAUUUGACAGAAAGGGUCAACAAACUGGUCAAAUAUCCCCAUUGCAUCACUCUUUAGUUGAUCUAGGUCCCCAGAAUGUCUCUCAAUCAUGUCGCUCAUUUGCUGUUUUAGGUGCUCCAAUAAUGCGGCCUGAUAUUGCUGGACUCCACCCACCAUUUGGUUAACAGCUCUCUGGGGAGUAAAAAACAAACAAACAACAUUAUAAAAUUCACAUACAUGCAAACUCAGACACUUUUUUUUAAAGUAACCCUUCAAUUACAUAUUGUUAGUGACAUGCAAUGAUCAAAAACUAAACUAUCAUUAAUUAAUUUUGCCUUCUGCAACUUUAAGACCAUGCUUACACUUGGUUUUAAAAUGUGUUUUGAGCAGUAGGAUCACAUAUGGACAGUGCUGAGUAAAAGUGUAAGUGUUGGUUGUAUUAUGAUGUCUCUAUUCUUAGCUCAUGCUAAACAAAUAUAGUGGAUGGGCAGAUUUUGUAAGCAAAGUACAUGAACAUUUGCCUAUAGCGGGGAAGUGAGAUCACUGAGGAAGCAUGUGGAGACACAUUCGAAUGUCAAGUGUUUCUCUGACAUACUGCACCUUCAGCUGACCACCUGUGAUCGGAUUAACCAAAAUACCAGGUCUGAACAGUGGCUAAGUAAUUCUACAGUAUAAGCUUAUUGCUUUUAACAACCAAAAAUUAAAUAUAAUUAAUUGGAAAUUCAAUGCCAUAAAUUACCUGUGUCAGUCGAUGGGUUUCUCUGGCUUGAAGAAGAAAUGCAGUUGCAUGUUUAGAAAGGUCAACAUUCAUGCGACCCUCUCCAUCUUCUUGAAUUCCACUCUGAAAGAGAUUAACAACAAACAUCUAAUAAAACAGGAACGAUAUUGGCAUUUGUAAGUAGCACCACCAGAUAAUCUGACAACUACCUAGUUGUCACAUUAUCUAGAUAACUUAACUAGAUUUCUUCCUAUAAAAAAGGUACAGGAUGGGUGUAUUUUUAUACUGAUACAACAAAAACAAAAAUUAAUAAAAACAAAACCGUACUAUUAAAAAACUGACUUUGACAGCAUCAGAAAAAAUAUGUACUUUUUGAGUGUUAAGAUUGACACACAUGCUUAGUUGUAUCCCUUCACUGUUUUUCUUGCCAUGAAUUAACAUUAUUAAAGGCCUUUGAACUGAACUUAUUCCAAUAAGCUAUAAGACAACUUCCUAACACACACUGUCAUAAAGACCGUAACCUGCAAGUUAUAACUCUGUGAAUGAUAAGCUAAUAAUUGUUGCAGCCUCUAUGCUAGAUUGAAACUGUUGAAGGAUAACCUGUAAUUUUUAAUUUGUUGUUUAUUCGCGUGGGAGUUACUGCUUCGAUUACUCGUCAUUGACAAAAAUAGUGGAAUUACAGUAACGCAUUACUUUCAGCACCGCUAUUACUUUAUCUAAAACUCUAAAACAACCGCAGCCUGUCAUUGAAAAAAACCAACACGUGCUUGGAUCAAGCAGUUGACCUAAAUAAAUGUUACUUUUAAUUGUGGUUGUGUAACAACUUACCGCUGGAAUGACGAUGCUUGAGCCCUCCGCUUCAGCCACAGGGCUUGCAUUGGUUUGGUCGUUUGCGGCUGUCCUUUCACCUGCUCCAGGUAAACCAUGGCGAGUCGGUCCUUCCUCCUCCGCCACUUCAACUUGGAGAAGAUGAUGAGUGUGUGUCCGCUUCACGUGAUAGUAGAAGGAGUUAUACACCCUGUACUCACUUGGACAGCCAUCAAUCCCGCACACGACGCGAAAGUCAGGGCUGCGACUGUGCAUGGUGUUAAUGUGACUCAAAAGUUGUUUCAGAGUCAAUGCCACAAAUAUGUAGCAUAUGAAGCAACGCCAAAUCAUCUUCGAAGAUGUCACAGGCAAGAGGACGGUAAACUGGUCACAGGCACAGGUAGGUAGCGCAAGACUGUCGUAAAAACUCGUUACUAUGGUUACACCCGCCACAUAGGCGCUGCAAAUGAAAAUGUGGGCGUAAACUGACGUUAUACGGGACCGACUUGGAUUUGAACUAGGACUAACGUGUUUAUUGAAGGUAAAUUAAAGCGCUGUAUCCAGUGCUCAUUAUUUAAAGUUCACGGCGCACAUCUUUUUAAUGUAAUCGACGUUUCAAUGUGUUUUAAGUGUUUGUUGUAUAUCGUUGCAGCCGAACAGAGAACGUUAGCGGAGCGAACGAACUUGCUAGCUAGCUAGCUAAGUCAGCAAGCUAACAGCAUGGAAGAGUUGGAUGAUGUCACAGUGUUGGUGUUAAGGGCUGCAAAUAUCACAGAGACAAUGAUGAGCACCCUGUCUCGUGAAGACUUGCGGGAUCUUUUCCCAGGCCCAGAGAACUUUUUACGGAGAAAAGCAUUCUGGCGUGCCUGUCACGGUGCAUCAGAGGAGGAGUCUGGCCAAGAACACUCAAAUUUAUCGGGCAGUUCCUCCUUUAAUACAUCACCCAUGCGACUGACAUCCACUCCUGUGAACGCAAGUCCUACAAACCACAAAACCCCUGAAAAGGUUGUGAAGUUAUACUCUCCAGAAUAUGUAUUGCACACCGACACAGAACUUGAACAAGUCCGACAACAAUACUUUGAGUUGUCAAAGAGAGGCGAACAGCGCAACAGCCAGAUGUCAAAGGAGCUCAGAUGCCGGCUCAUUCGAAACACCAUGACCAGUAUGAUUGCAAUCCUGAGGGCAAAGGGGGAUGGAGAAUCGCACAGAUACCCAUCAAAGCCAGAAAUUACAGCAAUGGCAAAGAGAAUAGUACUGUACUACCCCAUGCUGCAGGACCAGGGCCUCCAUACAUGGGUCACUGUUUACACACAGCUAAACAAAAGAUUGCAAAAUGUGAGAUCCCCCCAAAAAAGAACUCCAGAUGGGAGACAUUCAAAGAGCUCUACAAAAAGGCGCUGUCUUGAGCAGCCAACAGACACAGAUGAAAUGGAUUCAAGUGACUCAACAAUCAUUCUAGAUCUGUCCACAGAAGGAAGUGGAAGUUCAGGCAAAGAAAGUGAGUUAGAAGGAAAAAAAAGAUUCCACAGCCUACCUGAAGAAGCACCAUCUGCCCUCUCCAGUCCUGAUGCUAACAAGUCUGCAGAUGUUGACAGUCCAGACACCUACAGUCCAGCAACCUUGGCCAAGCACUACAAGACCCUACAAACUUUGUAUAAAAGAAAAAAUCCAAACCACCAGGACGUCUCUCAUCUCUUGGAUUUGGAAUUUGUAGCCAGAAGAGCAUUCAUUGAUUCAAAUACCAUUCGUGAGGAGGAGAGACACCAGAAGGUUCUAGAAGCAUAUCCUUGUUUCAAGGAUGUUGGACACGUGAUGGAGGAGCUUCAACGCAUUUUGGAUAAAGAUAAUACCAACUUCAUCAAUGAACUGAAGGGAAGAUGGCAUGACUUCUGCCAGAAGGUGCAGUUUUUUGGUGUAUGGAAAAAGGCGCUGAAACCCCCAAUCGGAAUGGACAAAGCUGAACAGGCUCUUGAGAUCCUACGUGUGCUGCCAUUACUGUUCCCCUCCACGUCUGCUCCUCCAAAGAGGGUACGAGAUGCGAAUGAGGCUCUGGUACAUGUCCUCGAGGAAACAGAAGACCCCAAUUCCUACUUGAAGAAACGCCCUCUCUCCUGCCCAGUCCUGAUAGUCAGCUCGUCCAACUGCCUCCUAGUGGUAGGAGAUGUGGCAAUAACCACCUUUCCAAAAGACGAGCUUACAGAGAGUGCUUUAUACCUUAUGGCCUACUAUUACACCCUACACCUGACUUAUCCAAAGUGUGUAGCCACUCUGCUUUCAGUCAUACAGACGGAGGUCCUCUUAGACAAAAUCCAUGAGAGAGAUCUCACGUCUUCUUACAAGAAGAGCAUGGCUGAGUGGAAAGGUUUUAUUGGCCAAUAAAACCAUUGCAAUGCACAGAUUUGGUUCAUGUAUUGAGGGGUACUUUGGUCAGAUGUUUUGAUCUAUCCUCAACUUACACACAUAUUUGGCAUGUUCUAUGUUUUCUUAUUGCAGUUGCAGAAAUACUGUGAGCUAAAAUGUUGAGGAAAAUUUGCAACUUUUAUGCAGACUUUUUGCUGUAUAAAUAAAACGGAAGUUGGUUAAAUGCAAGACUAGUUUUAAUGUUUUCUGUAUUAUAAUAAGUAUGUAAUGUUUUGAAUCUAGUAGGUGAAAUCUUGAAUCUAGAACAGUAUUACUUUUGUAGAGCUUACAAUACGGUAAAUACACUUGAGAUAAUGACAGGAUGGUAAAUUACAGCUUAUUAUGGCAAAAGAGCACUGCCUAAUACGAGUCAGGAAUGUUAACUUCAAUACAUUUUGUCUAAAAAUGUCAGUUUCUAAUCUUAUUUCAAGUAGGUGGUUGACUUAAAUCUAGAACAGUGUAACAAUUAUAGAACUAAAAAUUAUUUAAAUACACCUGCUACUUUUUAGGGGAAAAUACUAUUUUUGAGAAUCACAGGUUUAUUAGACACAAAUAAAAAACCACAAUACUAGUUAAAUAUAGCUAAAAAUGAGUUUUCCCAGCUAAGUUCAAGAUCACUCUCAUCUUGUAAAGCUUAAAUACAAUGUCUUAUUUCAAGAAAUCUUACCAAGAGAAUUUUGACUUGUUCCAUUGGCAGAUUUUUUUGCUUAUUACAAGCAAAGAUAUCUUGUAUUAAUUUUUUUUUGCUUAUUUUUG